AUGCUGGUUCAACUCCCAGGGCCCGUUUGCCCGGAGGAGGAUCAGCCGCUUCAUCCGGCAAUGAGCUUCUUGUCCAUUGGCUGUGCGGUGCAGAAGGCCUUGAUGAAGAAGGGCCUUCUCCCUGCAGAGCUCACUGCAGCACUUGGAGUCCCACCCGACUGCGGUGCGGUAGCUCCGGCAGAAGUUCCUGAGCCGAGCCCCUAUGGCAUGGCGAGGUAUGUGCGUGAUCGGUGGAAGAACGACGUGCCCAAAUGCCGCUGGAUCAGCAGCUUCCUCCAGCAGGCCUUGGCCGCUGCUGAGAAGUAUGAGCUGAGGGUCUGGGAAGGCGGCUGGGUCGCCGUCAUCAGCAUCAUCCGCCGCUUUCCACAACUUCACGAGGCAACCUUCGGCACUCCGCAUGCUCUGGUGCGGAUGCUGGGCAAGGACCCAACGAGGGCUCUUGAAACCAAGCUCCGCCACAAUCAGAUCGUGGUGAGGCGCGUCGAGGCUUCCGAGCGGUUGCAGACCUUCGUGGAGUCAUACGCCUCGCGCCUACCGCCGCUGUCCUGUCUGGAGGUAUCAGAGCUGCUGCAGAAUCCACAUGUGAAGCGCCUGUUUCAGGGGUCAGAACUUCCACAUCGGCCGCUGCUGGAAUGCCUCAGGCCAUGCUGUCUCUUUGACGUCGACCCCCGAGCCACAGCUCUCACUCUCCGCCCGCUCUCUGAGCGUCUGCGCUUGGGAUUGGAAGAUCUUUGUCGGUGCCCUGAGGGGCACCUGUAUCGCAAGCUGCUGCGGGGUGAAGGAACCGUCGCGUUGUCAUAUAUGCUGCGUAGAUUCGGGCUGCGGCUGCUGGGGGAUGGCAAUUUGCGCCUGUCACCGCAGCAAGCGUGGGAAGCCCUUGGUCCAUCCACGGAGCUGGAUCUGGACCCGAAAGCAGUGACUCUGACUCUACGGGACUGGCAGAGCAAGUCGGCCCAGCCGGCUCUGAUGCCGAUUCCCUCCUCUCGCGCCAAGCUGAACUACCUGACCCACACGAAGCCCGGCAAAGGCUAUCGCAGAACCUACCAGUGGCAGCCUUGGCUCCUCUGGCGCAACGUGAGGAAGCUGAGAGAGGUCUUGGAGUUCUACACAGAACCCUUCAGUGUUCAGAACAACCGGCUGUUCUUGCAGGGCGGGGAGGGAUGCGGGCUUUGGCCACUGCAGCCUCUGGUGCUGAAGCUGGCGCGCCUGGCGAACUACGUCGGCGGCAUGAACCCUUCUGAGCUGAGCUUCAUGCUCGGGCUCCUCUGCCAGGAAGGCGCCAAAAACUUCGAGAUCAUCUCGGCGCUGGACACGGAGCAGCCGCUUUUGAAGCUGCGCUACCACCCAGACUUCCGACAUCCCCUCGUGGCAAACAACGCUCCAGACUGGGUGGCUGAGAUGUUCGCGACUGCAGAGGAGGAGUUGCCCUCCACGCCGUCGGGAUGCACUACGCUGCUGUCUUGCAACCUCCGAUGCGAGGAGUCGCUGGACACCCGCCUCUUCGAUCUGAUGGGCAAGGAGGCAGAGAGGGCGCCUCGGCUCGCGCGGCGGAGGUGGCAGAACCGCUUGCUUCGGCAAUUCGUUACGUACGAGCCGGACAUCCUUUGCUUGCAGCAGGUGGAGGCCGACAUCACCGCUCCGCUCACUGGAGCGGAGUUUUUGGAGACAGGUGAUGCAGCUGCUCACGAGCUCGCGCCCCAGGGCAGAGCGCGAUUGUCAGAAGCCACACUGCUGGCUGCCAUCGUGCACCGACUCGAAUCCGAGGACUACGAGUGGUGCGCAGCGCCCGUCGGGGAUGCGAGCGGCUGCGCCAACGUGGUGUUUUGGAAGCGCUGCAAGUGGUCCGCCAUGUGCUGGGGGCAAGGCACCGGUGGAGCAAUUUGCAUCAGCUUGGCCGAAGUGCAGGAGGAGCAAGCACUGUUGCCGACUGUUGUGGUGAACAUGAGUGGAGCGUCCGAAGAGGAUUUUGCAGCUACCUUGCAAUCGCUGCGGGGCACCGCCCCGCUGAGUGGCGCAGCGGCUGAGGAUUCUGGCGCGACCCCCUCGAUCAUUUGUGCAUCGGCAGGCUUUGACCUGGCAAAUCAAGCGCCCACGAUCUUCGAAGAGCAGGGCCUCGGGCACAUGCGAAGCGCGCACCUGGAGGUGCUCGGUGAAGAGCUGCCAUGGACGGAGAUCGUGGCCCCAAACACUGCCGAGGAGCACCUGAGGUGCUCUGAUGGAGUCUGGGUCGCCGGCCGGGCUUUGGGGGCGCUGUCGGGCCACAAGUUCGGACCACGAAGGCAAGGAGAGCGCGUGUGCCGAACAACUUUCCCCUGCGACCACCUGGCCUCUGUAGUUGUGCUGGAGACUGGAUCCGCUGAGCAAGUGGCAGAUCGCCUCGCCAAUCUCACUCUCCAGUGA
Messenger RNA from Symbiodinium natans, 2400 nucleotides. The record is from the annotation of a GenBank genome assembly. NCBI's taxonomy places the organism in Eukaryota, Dinophyceae, Suessiales, Symbiodiniaceae.